AAGAAACAAGAAAAAGAAACGGAAUCUGAGGAAGAGAACGAUAAGAGACGAGUGAUAAAUCCGAUGUGCUUCGUAAUGAAUCCCACUGGAAAUACCACCGUUGCAACGAUGGAACGCGACAUGCUGAAGGCCUCAAAAGGACGCAUUCAGUAUGCGAUACGUCACGAUAUGCCUCCAAACUGGCGUAGUCGACUUUCACUAGUGACAACAUUCGAUGGCACGUUCUACUGGCAUACACCGGCACGAGUCGACGUCAAGAUAUUGAAUUUCUACGAAAGUUACACCAAAGAUCCGAAAUAUCGUUCAGUGGUGAAAACGUAUUGUUGUGAUGGCUCGUUCAGAACGUGUCUAACGACUCGAGGCGUGCGAGUAGUGGAACUGGAUUCUGAAAUUCCAAACCUGAAAAUGUACGUUCCAUGA
Molecule: messenger RNA, 420 nt
Organism: Anisakis simplex (herring worm)
Lineage: Eukaryota; Metazoa; Nematoda; Chromadorea; Rhabditida; Anisakidae
Source: the annotation of a GenBank genome assembly